This is a messenger RNA of Plasmodium cynomolgi strain B, 3095 nucleotides long. RefSeq lists its product as hypothetical. The transcript has a single exon. The record is from RefSeq and is a predicted model, not a curated record. The annotation marks the transcript as partial. Gene Ontology annotation, molecular function: translation initiation factor activity; translation initiation factor binding; guanyl-nucleotide exchange factor activity. NCBI's taxonomy places the organism in Eukaryota, Apicomplexa, Aconoidasida, Haemosporida, Plasmodiidae. Gene Ontology annotation, cellular component: eukaryotic translation initiation factor 2B complex.
AUGAAGAAGGAAGUAGAUUUUAACCUCCUCUACGACGAGGAAAAGAAAAACUUGGUGGGGUUGCUAAUAGAAAACAAUUUUGACGAAAUAUACGAGCCAAUAACCACAGAAAGUCUCAGAUUUUUCUUACCGCUCAACGGAGCGUGCCUAAUCGAUUAUCAAUUACAUUUCUUCAAACAAAAUAAUAUUAAAAAAAUUUACAUAGUGGUGACUCAUCACGAGAAGGAGUUGCAGCAUUACAUUGAGAAAUUUCAGAAAAGCAAAAAAAGGUACAACGAUUUAGACAUUGAAAUAAUUAAACUGAGCAAAAAGGUAAAAACAUUAGGUGACGCAUUGCGGGACUUUAAAAAAUGUGUGGAGAUUUAUCAAGACAUAUUAUUGCUCCUUUCUGAUACAAUUCCAAUUGCAAAUAUAAAAGAAAUUAUAAAAGCUCAUUUUGUAAACAAGGAAAAAUGUAAAAAUCAAAUUAUGACUCUUAUCCUAUCCCAUUGUAGUGAUGAAAAUAAAUCCCACAAUGACGAUUUUGUCAUUGCGUAUGAUAAUUUUUCCUUCAAGCUUCUCCUAUUUGAACCCCUAAAAAAUAAAAAUUAUUUAAUAUUGACUAGCGAAAUAUUUGAUGAGGUAAAGCCUAAGGAUGGGAAGAAGGGGACAAGUGGCGCAGGUGCCACCGGAAUGAAUGCCGGUGGGAAGAAGGAACAAAAGUCUUCUCUCUCCAAAGUAGGAGAAAAUAAAGAAUACCAUGCACCAACCAUCAAUUUUAGUACCUCCACCAACUCGAUAAUUAUCUCAUAUGACCUUGUAAUGCCAAACAUUUUUAUUAUCACCCCGCAAGUUUUCAAAUUAUUUGAAGAGAAUUUUGACUACCAAUGCAUGAGGAAGGAUUUUAUUUACAAUAUCCUGAAGCAGGAAAUUAAAAUAGAAGAAAUUUACGUGCAUGCUUUGAACAACGAUUAUAACUACACAGAAUGUAACCAGAUAAUUACAACCUUGACAGAUUUUCGGAUUUAUUUUAAAUUUUUUAAAACAUUAAUUGAGAGAAAUGUUCACCCCUUUUUAGCCAACUCUUCGCACCUUUUGCCUGACCUACCCAAAUUUAUUUUUUGCGAACCGAGAUUGUAUAAAGCCAAAAAUGCCAUCAUUGAUGAUUCCUGUAAGUUACUAAAAAUUGUCUUGGUGGAAAAUUACACAGAGAUUUCAGAAAAAACACUUAUUGAAAAUUCCGUCAUUUGUAAAAAUUGCAAAAUUGGAAAAAAUGUAAAAAUUGUGAACAGCAUCAUCGGGAAAAACUCUAUCUUAAAGGACAACGUAACGAUUAUCAGCUCCUUUAUCAGUGAGAAUAAUAUCAUUAACGAGAGUGUAUACAUUGACGAAUGCUGCGUUGUGGGGAAAAAUAUGAACAUCCCGGCUGGCACGAAAAUAGGGAAGUAUACAAGAUUAAGCGCGUUUAAACACCUAAAGGGGCAGUUGAAAGUGCGCAGGAGGAGCAAAGAACAGGACGACCAUUCCGCUGAGGAAAGGGAGAAGAAGGACUUUGCCCCGGACGGGAACGGCGGAGAGGCACCCACCCUGCAGUUCGAGCAGGAGGCCGUCACCAAGGAGAAUGAGGAAAACACGCUCAACGAGAGUACGCACAAGGACUGCGAAGAGGACGCAGGCGGGGAGAAGCAAGAGAAGGAAGGCAAGAAGGGGGUGAAAGAAGAGAAGGGAGAGGUGAAAGAAGAGAAGGAGGAGGUGAAUGAAGAGAAGGGAGAGGUGAAUGAAGUUGCUGAGGGGGUGAAUGAAGUUGCUGAGGAGGUGAAUGAAGUUGCUGAGGAGGUGAAUGAAGUUGCUGAGGAGGUGAAUGAAGUUUCUGAGGAGGUGAAAGAAGUGGAUGAGGAUGUGAAAGAAGAGAAGGAAGAGGUGAAUGAAGAGAAGGAAGAGAAGGAGCAGGUGAAAGAAGUGGAUGAGGAGGUGAAAGAAGAGAAAGAGGAGAAGAAAGAAAUGGAUGAGGAGGAGAAAGAAAUGGAUGCGGAUGUGAAAGAAGAGAAGGAGGAGGUUAAUGAAGAGAAGGGAGAGGUGAAUGAAGUGGCUGAGGAGGUGAAUGAAGAGAAGGAUGAGAAGGAGGAGGUGAAAGAAGUGGCUGAGGAGGCGAAUGCAGAGAAGGAAGAAUCGAAUGAAGUGGCUGAGGAGGCGAAUGCAGAGAAGGAAGAAGCGAAUGAAGUGGUUGAGGAGGCGAAUGCAGAGAAGGAAGAAGCGAAUGAAGUGUCUGAGGAGGCGAAUGCAGAGAAGGAAGAAGCGAAUGAAGUGGCUGAGGCGAAUGAAAUAGCAACGGACGCGAAAGAGGUGGUCGACGAAAACGAGGACGUCGCAGCAGAAGAACCACGUGAGCAUGACAUGCUGCACGGAGAGCCCUUUGAACUAAACAACUUCAUCGUAAAGACGAGGUACUCUGAGGACCAGCUGCGGCUUUUCUCCCUAAUCGGUGAUGCACAGAACUAUGGCAAGAUAAAAAUGACGAGCUUUUCAGAGUACGACUCGGAAGAGGAAAGUGACGAGGACUCCGUGUACUCGACAUCGAAAAACUACAGUACCAUGAGUGACACCAAUGUAAGUGACAAGGACGAUGAAUCCAAUUGUAACAGCACGGCAAACAUGAGUGACAUAAAUAAGCACUUUGACAAAAUAAAUUUUGAAAAUGAAAAGAAUUCUUUUGUAAAAGAAAUAUCAUUAUUAUGCAAAGAAGCAAUUGAAAAACCACAGCAUAUGAGUCACAAAAUUUUGGAAAUGAAAAGUUUCAGACUCUCCCUAAAUUACACAGACCUAGAUGUCAUCAUUUCAUUUUUCCCAAUUGUUUGGGAUUUCAUUAACAGCAUGGAGUUUGAUAAAGACACAUGGGUAGAAAAUUUUGACAAGGCAAAAUUGGACUUGUUAUUUUCGUCGUUUCUUCUGGACGAUCAUUUAUACUACGAGACCAUCUACGGGUUGAUUUUAGAUUUUUCCAAAAAGGAGUUCCUCACGAAUGACGUUCAAAAUAAUGUGUACGGCUCGGACAAGUUGUGCGCGGCGUUUGAGUACAUUUACCACUCGGAUAUUUUUGAGUUCAACUAUUUUAAUGA